AUGUCUAAUCGUACUGUAACUGAAUCUGAACUUGUAAAAUUUAGUGAGGACCUACGCAAUGCUGCCAACAAACACCUCAAAAUUGCUUGUAUGUCCCUUCGUAGUUGCUAUGUUACGGAAGCUUCGUCUGUUCAGGAGUUUGUUCAUCUUCGUCGUAAAAUUACCAAUCAUGCCACAGUCUAUUACAGGGUGAUUUUACCAACUGCGAAUGCAGUUAUUGAAAAUAUUCAAGAUUUCGUUGAAACCUAUACCGCGCUAAGCUAUGAUGAUUUCAAAGAAUGCAUCGAGGAUUUGGCUAAUGGUGCCCAUAGGAAACGAGAUAUGGUUUCUUAUACAAAGUUACUUCACCAGGAAAUACUUGCCAACUUUAAAUCUGAACAAAACUGCGUGAAUAUUGUAUUGAAAAAGCUUGAAAAAGAUGCGGUGUGGUAUAACGCAAGAGCAAAACAAUUGAAAGAAUCGAGUAAUGCAAAGACAAGCUGGGCAAUUGGUUUGUCACUUAUUCCUGGCGUAAACUUCAUCGCCAGUCCAAUCUUGUGGUACAGAGGCAAGGAAGAUCUUGUUGAAGCAAUUGCAAGUGAAGAAGAAUCAAAGUUGGCUGUAGCCGCCACGCACAUUAUUCGAGAUGUCCUACAUACUUCACUUCUCAACUUUGAUCAAUCCUUAGCUGAAAUUUCCGGAUUCUUCAGCAUUCUUCAAAACGAACUUAGUAUCCUCGCUCGCAACAGUGAUGCUAGCAUUACAAGGUUGCACUAUUACAAGUGUAGAAAUAAAGUACCAGCCAUUGUCGCUGCCUGUCAGUUUUACAUGAAAAGCAUCCCUGACUGCCAAACUGAGCUUUUAUGUAUUCCCAAUGACUGUGAUAAAAAUUAUGUACAACAAUGGCUUAUCGAAAAAAAGGCAAAGAUUGGAAAUGUAAUUCUUUCGUUUUUAGAAAUGGGAAGGAAUUUAUUCAAUUCAAAUGCUCAAUUUUUAAAAUUAGAAAACGUAUAA
This is a messenger RNA of Funneliformis caledonium, 993 nucleotides long. The record is from the annotation of a GenBank genome assembly. NCBI's taxonomy places the organism in Eukaryota, Fungi, Glomeromycota, Glomeromycetes, Glomerales, Glomeraceae.